This is a messenger RNA of Sander lucioperca (pikeperch), 3578 nucleotides long. It is a transcript of the gene plaat1l, whose product is annotated as phospholipase A and acyltransferase 1-like. Gene Ontology annotation, biological process: N-acylphosphatidylethanolamine metabolic process. NCBI's taxonomy places the organism in Eukaryota, Metazoa, Chordata, Actinopteri, Perciformes, Percidae. The coding region runs from base 2317 to 2775 and encodes 152 amino acids. Gene Ontology annotation, cellular component: cytoplasm. The record is from RefSeq and is a predicted model, not a curated record. Gene Ontology annotation, molecular function: A2-type glycerophospholipase activity; glycerophospholipid phospholipase A1 activity. The transcript is spliced from 5 exons.
ACACACACACACACACACACACAAUACAGUAAAUGCAGUCCACAGACUUCUGAUCCGUCAGAAUGUGACUUUUUCUAAUGUGUGUGUCAUGAAGCCAAUCUGAAUCUGCUGAAUUGAAAUGUUUAUUUUUUUCCUCUACAGAUAAUCUAUAUUUUGUAAAUGUGGGUGGAUUGUUUUUUUCAUAAUAGCAGGGUAUCUUACAAACUUGAGUAAAUCUGGGUGUGUGUGGUUUUUUUUUUUGUUUGUUUUUAAAUCCAGGAAAGAUUGGACUUUCAGUGGGGUUCCUGUGCAGCUUUAGCUCGUUUCCAGACCUCUGAAUCAUCGUGAUUGUUUUACUACGUAGCUAACUAGCUACCUAGCUUUAUUUAUGAAAGAUAAUGACUCAGAAAUGGUAGCAAGAAAGAAAAAAGAAUCUAAAAUUGACACAUUUCAUGACGACUUCUAGCAGCCGCUACCACAACUUCUGUGUCGACUAAAAGCGAUGUUGACCGGACGGAUACGUCGCUCAUUUAAGAUGUUUUAUACCAAAACAAAAUUAAAUAAUCACCCCUUGCCGUCAAUAAAUCAUAAACAUAAACAUGACGACAGAGUAACAGAAUGAAAACAUGGUAAUUCAGUCUGAUUAUCAAGCUAGUGCCGCUUUGAAGUUUAAAAAAAGGGAUUGAAAGAGUGUUAAUUUAGGGGUGAUCGGUUUGAAAAUUGAAAAAAAAAAAAAAACAUUUCUUGUUGGAAAAUGUACUCUUGAGUUGCAAACUCCUGUUGGAAGUGAGAUGUUUUUUAGGGCCAUAAGUCUACUAUAUUGGGGAAAAAAGUCACAAUACUUUAACCUUCUUUGUCUUAGAAAUUAUGAUUUUAUUCUCAUAACAUCAUGGCAUUGUUUCUCUAAGUAUUACAGUUUUAUUUGCAAAAACUAAUUUUGUUAAUUACCAGUGGCCUUAAUACUUUGGAUUCAACACUAGGACAUUUCUCAACAUUACUCAACAAGUACCUCGUAAUUCAAAACAGAAUUAACGUUUUCAAAGUGAAACAAAACUUGGUGAAUAUGCCAUUAAAUCAUAUUAUUUAAAGACAUUUCAGUGUGGAAGAUGAGAGAUUUUAAAUUGGGAAUGCACAGUAGUCCUGCUGUCUGAAUGAGGAGAGUUUGAACCAACAGGCGCUGCUGUAUUUAAAUCUAGAUCCUGAAAUAUCCUCGACGUUCUCUUUAGUAACUCAGAGGAUAUUAUUGCUCAUUUCAGCCCAGGUUUAGUUAAAAUCAGCCUCUCAGACAUCAACAAUUCAGGGAAGAAUAGAAAGAAUGUUGUCAUGAAAGAGCUCUCAACUUCAUCAAACAUUAAAAAACCUGGUAUUUAUUUCAGUUGAUCGGUAAAUUUGAGUUAAAAUCAAAUCACAAUGUUAAAACUGUGAAUUUAUCACAAAUAUAAUGGGAUAAACAAAGCUGGCUGAUGAAUAUGUGAACGUUAAAUGCUUAGUUACUUAACUAGUUGGCCUUUUGCUUUUAUUAAUGAUGGUUGGUGCUCAAAAAGUAGUCGCCUUGAAAAUGUAUGAAUUAUGGCACUUCUGUGCAAAAGAUUUCAGCACAAAAUAUGAAAGCUGAAGAUCCCACAGGAACAGAAACACUUAGACAUUUUUGGAAAUGGGCUAAUUUGAUUUCUUUCCCAAAAGUUAGAAGAGAGUCUGAAGUCAGGAUUAGCCUAGCUUAGCAAGCAGAGGGUAACGGCUGGCCUGACUGUCCGAAGUUUAAAUAAAAUGCAGCACUGCCAACACCUCUGAAGCUCUCUAAUGAACACGUUUGGUUUGUUUGUUUGACCCGCACACAAACCGGUAUGAAAAUGUCUUGUCUUCACCGUAGGGUUGCCAGCUUUGUUGUUCACAGUGCCUUCAUAUCUCUUAAUAAAACAAGUGUGAUUGAAGCUGCUUCCUCUUUUCGUGCUCUCUGUUUAGGAAACACCUGCUUCACACGCCCAGGGGUGGAAGAACGAGGACGCUGAGGGACUCAUGGGGCUCCCUGAUGAAACAUGUCAAAUACAAAUACAACGCAGAAAUGUCCCCCAAAAAUCACCCAGACCCACAAAAAGACACCUGAAGUGAAGCUAAGACACACUAUGACACAUCUACCGCAAACAAAUGAGUUGUUUAUGAUGUGUAGGUGGGAUUAAUAGAGAUAGGAGCGAGGUCAGUCUACUGUGACCGUGACAGACUGAUAAAAUAUCAGUACAGCCUGUAUGUAAAGCAGAUGGGGUUCCUGUGUGUGUGUGUGUGCGUUGUGGAUUUAAUUUCAGAAGUGACUAAAGAAGGCGACAGUAAAUACCUAAACCCAUGGGCCAGAAACAAUCCCACCCCCAGUUGUUCCCGGGGGACAUCGUGGAGUAUCCCAGGAACAAAUACUUCUCUCAUUUCGCGGUGUACUACGGAGAGAGAGACGGAGUUCCCUACGUUGCUCACCUGACAUGUCGAGAUUCAGACUCCAAGCUGCCGCUCUUUGGCCGAGCUCUGAGGUCAGAGGUCAAGCUGGAUCCACUGGAGCUGCUGGGGAAAAAAUACAAGGUCAACAACAUGUUGGACGACUCGUUCUCGGCCAGAGACUUCCACAACGUGGUGAAGCCGGCCAUCGACGACCUGAUGGGGCGCGAGGUGACGUUCGACAUCCUGUUUCAUAACAGCGAGCACCAGGCGACGCUCUUCAGAUACGGAGUCAAGAAAUCUGAACAGAUAGAGAAGAUUUAUGAGUACAUCAUGCCCGCCUGGAAGAAGCUGUUUGCUGAGAAAAAGCUGUGAAAACAGCUUCACGUUCAGUUCUCAUCUCGGCCACCGGAGGGCCACGUUGGUCCUUGAUUUCAAGAAGAAGGUUAUGUGGAAAAGAAACAUUUUAAAAUAAGAUAUCACGAUUUAAAUCGUAGUUUUCAGAGAAAAAAAGUUGUUUUGGAUUGGGUAGAUUAUCCGUCAGGUGCACAUUGACUUUUAAUAUUUGUAAUGGUUAAUUGUUAAAUUUAUUUUAGAGGAAAGAAAUAGAAUUAAGAAGAAAUAUGGGAUUUUAAGCAUGAAGUUCCAAUAUUUUGAGAAACAAAUUGGAAAUUUAAAAGUCAUAUUUUUGCGAAUUACAAGAAAUAUUUGUAAAUUUGUAAUAUUUAACAUUAAAUUUACAAGAAAAGACAUCCUGUUUUUAGGAUAAAGUUAUAAUUUUACAAGAUAAUAUGUUGUAUGGAUAUUAUGGCUUCUUCUCGUUUUUCUCAAAAUAUUGAGACUUUAUUCCUGAAAUGCUUGGAAGAAAUAUCCAAAUCUGUCUUUUUUUAGGAUUUGAUAUGACAUAUUAUGUAAUUUUUGCAUGUAUACUGCGGCAUCCUCAAUCAAAAUGUUUAAAUGCUACAGAUAACUAAAAAAUAAGCUUGUAUAGAAGCAUGAAGUCCUCUUGGUGCUACAGUUUCUUUUAUUUCAGUUUUAAUUAUUUUGUCAUCUCACUGUUUUCCUAUUGUUAUUUUAUUGUUUUGUUGUUGCUUUUUCUUUUUGUAACAUUCACUUAUCUCACAUUUACAGACCAACCAAACAUCUUUAACAUUAAAGAGAAAGUUCUGCUUUUAUCA